Lentinula edodes (shiitake mushroom) is the source of this 468-nucleotide messenger RNA. RefSeq lists its product as uncharacterized. The coding region runs from base 1 to 468 and encodes 155 amino acids. NCBI's taxonomy places the organism in Eukaryota, Fungi, Basidiomycota, Agaricomycetes, Agaricales, Omphalotaceae. The record is from RefSeq and is a predicted model, not a curated record. The transcript is spliced from 5 exons.
AUGUGGUCUCAGAACAAGGAUAAGAAAACUCUGAAGAAGCUCUUCCAGAUUGAAGAGGGUCCCAAUCUCACAGAUAGCCCUAUGAGCUUCAGGCCGGACUAUCAAGCUUGCCCCCUUGAUAAUCAAAGGUCCCCUCUUUCUCAGAGCGAUGCUGCGGCAUUACCCGAGUCUGGCGGGGACCACAUUGCUCCAUGGAAUACGAAUGCCAGGGACAAGCCACAUGUAAAUACACCAAACGUCUUGAAUGCAAAAGGUAAUACUGAGGUUGCAUUGGAAGGCUUCAAGGAGCUUCUAAAACAGAAGAAUCUUGCUUACACAAAUCUCCUUCAACACCUGGGGCAAGCCAACGCAGUAGGAGCUGCCUUAGAGAAUCACACUGUUACUCCUCCCAACUAUACAUUGGCAAUGGCAUGUUAUUCAGAAUGUACCCAAAGGCAAGCCUACAUCACCGCGCCGCACAACAACUAG